Messenger RNA from Syngnathoides biaculeatus (alligator pipefish), 5319 nucleotides. It is a transcript of the gene iqsec3a, whose product is annotated as IQ motif and Sec7 domain ArfGEF 3a. The transcript is spliced from 14 exons. Lineage: Eukaryota; Metazoa; Chordata; Actinopteri; Syngnathiformes; Syngnathidae. Bases 120 to 3542 code for a protein of 1140 amino acids. Gene Ontology annotation, biological process: actin cytoskeleton organization; regulation of ARF protein signal transduction. The record is from RefSeq and is a predicted model, not a curated record. Gene Ontology annotation, molecular function: guanyl-nucleotide exchange factor activity; protein binding.
GCUGGACGUGAGCAGUACUUUGAGGUUAUUCCUCUUAAAAACUUGUAAGCCUGUAACAUGGAUUGUUUAUCGUUGCUGUGGUUUAAUUACCCCCGCUUAAGCUUACUAAGGCAACUAAAAUGCAAAAAGUUAACCAAACGGUGCUCCAUCAGUUCUGCUGCCCAGCCCCAGAGGCCCCCGAGGGGGAGACGUCAUCCGCCUGUGUCCCCAGCAAUGACCUUUCUCCGGACCCGUCAGCAGGGGAGGAAGGGAAAGGAGGAGAGGGGGAGCUGCAGAGUGAGGCCCUGUCACAACCGCAGCCCCAACAAGAGACGCCACUGCCGGCACAGCCCGAGUCCGAGCCUCUCCAAACGCAGCGGCAACCCCCGCCUGAAACAGAACCAGAAUCUGAACCCCAGACAGAAGCCGAGCCCGAACCUGAAGUUGAUGCCCCGGGCGAGGAGGACGUGCAGGAAGCUGUGGCGCAAGAAGAAACGGAUGAGGAGGAAACAAAGGGAAGACAGGAUGUAGAGAAUACUCAGGAAGUGGCCAAAGUUGAAGAAAUAGAAGAAGAAGAAGAAGCGCAGGAGGAGGAGGAGGAGGAGGAGGAGGAGGAAGGUGAAGGAGCAAAAGGAAGCAGCACUGCGAGGAGAGCCAGCCUCCACCAUACAGCGUCGCCGUUGAGGGUGCAACGCAACGGGGCCUGCUCACACGCGACCACCUCCGACUAUGAACUCUCGCUUGACCUCAAAAACAAGCAGAUCGAAAUGUUAGAGCACAAAUACGGCGGUCACCUCAUUUCCCGCCGUGCCGCCUGCAAGAUCCAGACCGCAUUCCGUCAGUACCAGCUAAGCAAAAACUUUGAGAAGAUCCGUAACUCCCUGCUGGAGAGUCGCCUGCCGCGUCGCAUCUCCCUGCGGAAGGUGCGCAUGCAGAACACCGAGGGCUUCUCGGCUGAACGGGCCCUGGCAGAGGGCUGCAACUUGGCAGGUAUCCCUUUGGUAAGGUCGCCAUCGCUGCCUGCCACAAUAGGCGGCAGCCUGACCGACCUGGAGGACUCUUUCACCGAGCAAGUCCAGUCACUGGCAAAAUCUAUCGAUGAUGCGCUCAGCAACUGGAGCCUGAAGACCAUGUGCUCGCUGCAAGAAGGCAGUACUUACCAAUUCAAUGCAGCAGCAGGUGGAGGAGAGGGAGGCGGCGUGGGAGAGUCGGCAAUUCAUCAAGCCCCAGUGGACCCCAGCGACCUGUCCAAAAGCGCCAGCAAGCUCAUGAUGGCUUUCAGGGAUGUGACAGUCCAGAUUGACAGUCAGAACUUCCGUGUUUCGUCUUCCGUCAUGGAGUCAGUCACACUGGGUAGCUGCAGCCAGCAAGAAGAACUCUCGUCCAUCGCAAUUAACACCGCUCCUCAGUCUAUCCCGCCUGAAAAAACACCUGCUCCCCCAUCAGCUGAGCCAUUAGCUCCCCCUCCGCCCCCUCAGGAGCACCCCCCUCCCCCAGAAAUAGACUUAUGUGACCAGGACAUGGAUUUCCCCGCUCCCCCGCCCAGUGAGGAAGAGCUCAGCGGGGAGGACCUGCCUCCUUUGACCCCUCUGGACAAAAUGGCUGCCCAGCCGGAGACAGUGGCGGUGGUGACGCCGCCGGAGCCAGAGCCCCCUAAAGCUCCUCCGCCCGUGUCCGAACCCCUGGAGGUCAAUCGGAGUUGCUCAGAGACUGCCGACAACAGCUCGGAGCAGAUGAGCAGCAGUAGCGCAUCCACAGAGGCCCGAUCCACGUCGGAGGGCUCUUCCAAGGAGGCGCUGCAGGCCAUGAUCCUCAGCUUGCCGCGCUACCAUUGCGAGAACCCGGCCAGCUGCAAAUCACCCACUCUGUCCACCGACGUCAUGCGGAAACGACUCUACCGCAUCGGCCUGAACCUAUUCAAUGUGAAUCCUGACAAGGGCCUCCAGUUCCUGAUCUCGCGGGGCUUCAUCCCAGACACGCCCAUCGGUGUGGCCCACUUCUUGCUGCAGAGGAAGGGCCUGAGUCGGCAGAUGAUCGGCGAGUUCCUCGGCAACAGCAAGAAGCCCUUCAACAGGGACGUCCUCGACUGCGUGGUGGACGAGAUGGAUUUCUCGGGCAUGGAGCUGGACGACGCGCUGAGGAAAUUCCAGGCCCACAUUCGUGUCCAGGGAGAGGCCCAGAAGGUGGAACGUCUCAUCGAGGCGUUCAGCCAGCGCUACUGCAUGUGCAACCCGGACGUGGUGCAGCAGUUCCACAACCCUGACACCAUCUUCAUCCUGGCGUUCGCCAUCAUCCUGCUCAACACCGACAUGUACAGUCCCAACAUCAAGCCCGACCGCAAGAUGCUGCUGGAGGACUUUAUACGCAACCUCCGAGGCGUUGAUGACGGGGCGGACAUCCCCCGUGACAUGGUGGUGGGCAUCUACGAGAGAAUACAGAUGAGGGAACUGCGUUCCAAUGAGGACCACGUCACCUACGUCUCCAAGGUGGAGCAGUCCAUCGUGGGCAUGAAAACGGUCCUGUCGGUGCCUCACAGACGACUGGUGUGCUGCAGUCGCCUCUUCGAGGUGACGGACGUCAACAAAGCCCAGAAGCAGGCGGCGCACCAGCGAGAAGUGUUCCUUUUCAACGAUCUCAUUGUGAUACUGAAGCUUUGUCCAAAGAAGAAGAGUUCAGCGGCCUACACGUUCUGCAAAGCCCUGGGCCUUCUCGGCAUGCAGUUCCACUUGUUUGAGAAUGAAUACUACCCCCAUGGCAUUACCAUCCUGUCGCCAUUCGGCUCUGACAAGAAGCAGGUGCUCAACUUCUGUGCACAAAGCGCCGAGGAGCUGCUCAAGUUCGUGGAAGACCUGAAGGAGUCCAUUGCUGAGGUGUCGGAGAUGGAGCAGAUACGUAUUGAGUGGGAGCUGGAGAAGCAGCAGGGCCCCAAGACGCACCCCAUCAACAACGGCACGCAAGUGGAGCUGCGGGGAAAACUCGGCGGCACGUCAGGAAACCAGGAGGUGGAGGACAGAAGCGGACACAAUGCCGUCGAGGUGUCAAUUCACAACAGGCUUCAGACGUACCAGCUCAGCAGCAGUCCCGAGACCGCGGGACUUCCUAACCACGGCGGGGAGCUGCUCUUCCACCCGGGGCUUGCCGCCUCGCCGCCCCAACACCCGAGCACCCCGGCCCGCCGGCCACACCCCCAGGCCGCCGCCAGCGUGGCCGACCUGCGGCCCGAGGCGCUCAUCCAGUGCCAGCAGAUCGUCAAGGUCAUCAUGCUGGACAACGGCGGCCACGCCCGCAUGGAGGCCUUCCUCAGCCACGCGCCCGCCCACCCCCACCCGCUCCCUUACCCCCACUACCACCCCCAUCACUACUACCAGCAUUACCAACUGAGCCAGUCUGCCACGUCCACGCCCUUGCGCUCCCCCGACCCCUUGCAAUGCAGUGGGGGGGACGGCCACCGACCUCCUCUGCCCCCGCCGCCGCCGCCGUACAACCACCCGCACCAGUACAUCCCCCCGGACCCCCGCCUCAGUCUACAUCGGACCCCUAGUGGCUCUCGGAGCAUGGUGUAAAUAGAAACCUUUUAAUUAACCCCACUUCCUCUAUUUAACAAUACACAAUGUACAUAGAGAUGAAAGAUAUCAUCCAAUGAAUUAAAAAAAAACCACAUAAUUACAUUUAGGAAAAUAUGUUUAGAUUUGACAGAAGAACCAAGCAAUGUUAUGCAUAGAUAACAUUUGACUUGAUUUUCACAAGCAAUUUAACACUUUCAAAUGACUUCUUGCCGGUUUUAACUCAAGCUAAAAUUGUGGCCGGACAAAGAGUGGAAAUAUUCUCCCACACCUUGUGCCAAAAAGUAAGUGACACUAGUAAUGCGGAAAUGAAGGACUUCCAUACACAAUUCAGGAAUGGAUGGAACUUCUCCAGGAAGUAGACUGCUUAUAUUCAACACACUUUCAAAGUGUGACGCACUGUGGCCGCCAUGUUUCGCUUUGGGACAAUGACGCUUCUUCGCUUUUUCAGGGAAUCUCGAAUUUCCUCGUUUAUUUUUUUAAGCCUUUGUGUGUGUUUGCCACCCACUUUCCGUGUGUUUUGUCUUCUCGUAUCUCCUGCUUAUCUUUAUAGCCUCACGUUUAUCCCCUAAAAGCAAGAAAAACAAUGAAUAAACAACAGCUCGUAGAGCCAGCAAAUGCUGAUAAGAACCGGAGGCAUUGUCUGAUCUACAUAUUUUCCUCAAGCUUGGAUUGUAAAUAUCACAUCCUAAAGAUGCCGGAAAGGAUAAGCACCCUCUUGAUCAUCACAUGACCUUCAUUCUGAAAUGGGUCACCCGAUGUCCCGGUCUUCAUCUUUUAUGCAUUAACGAAAGGAAAAAAAAAAAAAUGCCCCGAGUGAGCUUUGGCUUCCAGACCCGGCCAGCCAGCUGAGAGUCACCACUCAGCUUUAUUGGUCUUUUGGACUCUGGGCUGCCCUUUCAUUCGCAGAUAAUAUCGCGCAGACUCUAAAAAAAAAAAAAAAAAAUAGAUAAAUGUGUCCUCCAAUGAAAAAUGAGCAAGUCACACUAAAUGCAUCUUAAUGAAACUAUUAAUGGUUUUUCAAGACAUUUUAACAUGGCAACACAUCAAAGAAUAAGUUUGCAAAAAUGAAAACCCCAAAGGAUAACUCAUGCUUUUUUUUUUUAAACUUAUUGCCUCCAUUAACAUACUUUUAGGAAGUCUUUUUUUUAAAUUAUUGUUAGUUUUGCAUGUUAUCCUUACAGUAUGUUUUGGUGCAUGAUUGAGUUAAAUUUGAGCACACAAAUGGGAUCCAAAGGGGCACAUUUUUUGUCAUAUAUACUGUAUAUAUAUAAAUAUAUAUAUAUAUAUAUAAACAAUCUAUUAGAUUAUUGCCCUCUUCAAGUGGAGCUUGACAAUGUAAUGAGCAAAUGUGAGACCCCCCCCCCUCCCCUCCACUGUUUUAAUUUCUUGGGAGAUGCUUUAUACUGUGUGCGUGUCGGGGACGUUCCCAUGGCAACCAAUGUAGCAUUUCUGGAGUCCCGCGAGUGGCUGACUUUCACCUACGACAGGACACUGACCAAAGGGCUCUCCCAUAUAUACAAGUGCACUGCUUCAUCGAUCACAUGAGGACAACCUAUUAGGGAAUUUACAUUUAAUUAAAAAAAAAAAAAAAAACAACCAAAAAAAAAACGAAGAAAUACAAGUUGAAAGAGAAGGGAGUGUGAGAGAAAUUAGCCAUCACUUCCCACGGUUGAAUUCCUCUCUUGAACUGUCUUUGCAGUAUAUCAACAUGCUAUUAAAUAUCAUUGAAGUCAAACCUGUGUGUCUUGUGAUGGAUUCUUGGAGAUUUAUUUCU